AUGGCUCUUGAGUUUCUAAUUCCAAUUUCCCUCAUUGUAGUUCUACUUCUCCUUAGCAUCAAACUAGCACUCUUCUCUUCCAAGAGAUCAGUGAAGCUACCAUCUUCUCCAUGGAAGGUACCUUUCAUUGGAAACCUCCAUCAACUUGGCUUGCUACCCCACCAAUCCCUUUGCAAGCUUUCAAAGAAGCAUGGCCCUCUCAUGCUUCUACAACUUGGUCAAGUUCCCACUCUUGUGGUUUCAUCUUCUGAAAUGGCUAAAGCGAUCUUGCAGACUCAUGAUCUCAUUUUUGCAAGUAGACCAAAAGUGAAUGCUGCUCACAUAAUGCUUUAUGGAAAUCAAAACAUGGCCUUUUCACCAAAUGGUGAGCAUUGGAGACAGAUGAGAAAGAUAGCUGUGACCAAUCUCCUCAGCAUGAAAAGGGUGCAAUCCUUACAUGGUGCAAUGGAGGAGCAAGUGGCUCACAUGUUGAAUAAGAUCUCGGACGCUUCAUCAUCGAUAUCGCCUAUAAAUAUGAGCAAGAUCUUGUUCUCCUUCACCAAUGGCAUGCUUUUCAGAACCAUACUGGGAAGAUCCUUUGAUGAAGAAAGUGAGAACUAG
Molecule: messenger RNA, 600 nt
Organism: Dioscorea cayenensis subsp. rotundata (Guinea yam)
Lineage: Eukaryota; Viridiplantae; Streptophyta; Magnoliopsida; Dioscoreales; Dioscoreaceae
Product: cytochrome P450 71A18-like
Exons: 1
Coding region: 1-600 (199 amino acids)
Molecular function (GO): oxidoreductase activity, acting on paired donors, with incorporation or reduction of molecular oxygen; monooxygenase activity; heme binding
Source: RefSeq, a predicted model, not a curated record